GGCUAACCGCGAGGCGCAGAGCUGCGAGCGCGAAGGCAAUGCAUUAUUGGCGAAAAUCUCUUCUUGUUUGCAUUUGGCGCGUCAUAUAAGGAUAGUGUAUGGUAAGCCAAUAAGAGUUUUCUACUCGGAAUUGGCGUGAAAUUUAGUAAAAUUAUAGGGUUUUAUAGCAUAUUCGCUUUGAAUUUCGUUUUCUUAUUCAAGAGAAAUAUUCCAGAGUAAGAUGUCAUCAAAUGGACCUUUGAAGCGUGUGGUAUUCAUCGUGAAUCAUUUAGCUAAAUCGAAGGGAUUUGACAAUAUGUUUUCUACGUUGAACAUUGUUGCUGCAACUCAAAACAAAGUAACGGCAGAAUAUGUGGUGAAAAGUGAGCACUGCAAUAAUCAUGAGACUCUACACGGAGGAUUCACAGCCACCGCUAUUGAUUUCUUGACGACUGUAGCACUCAUGAUAGAUGAAGAAGAUUCCCGCCCAGGUGUUAGUCUCAAUCUCAGUGUAAAUUACUUGAAAGCUCUAAAGGUUGGAGAAAAGGUCACUGUAGAAGGAGAAGUUUUGAGGAAAGGAAGAUCAGUAGCAUACACCACCGCACGCAUCUUGAAUGAAAAAGGUGACCUUGCUGCACAUGGCACUCACAUUAAACAUCUAGGACAGUAAUGGACUUGAAAUAUA
Strongylocentrotus purpuratus (purple sea urchin) is the source of this 664-nucleotide messenger RNA. RefSeq names its product acyl-coenzyme A thioesterase 13. NCBI's taxonomy places the organism in Eukaryota, Metazoa, Echinodermata, Echinoidea, Camarodonta, Strongylocentrotidae. Gene Ontology annotation, molecular function: fatty acyl-CoA hydrolase activity. The transcript has 3 exons. The coding region runs from base 221 to 649 and encodes 142 amino acids. The record is from RefSeq and is a predicted model, not a curated record.